Molecule: messenger RNA, 4181 nt
Organism: Cydia strobilella
Lineage: Eukaryota; Metazoa; Arthropoda; Insecta; Lepidoptera; Tortricidae
Gene: Rab9
Product: ras-related protein Rab-9B
Exons: 4
Coding region: 260-946 (228 amino acids)
Biological process (GO): retrograde transport, endosome to Golgi
Cellular component (GO): lysosome; phagocytic vesicle; late endosome
Molecular function (GO): GTP binding; GTPase activity
Source: RefSeq, a predicted model, not a curated record
CUGUGUGUUCUUGUGUUUGAUUUGUGUAGCGAAAUUAAUUCGUGAAAUCGAUCAGCUGAGCACAAAAACAUUUUUAUUAGGAAACUAUGCAAACGAAGUAACUUUCCAAAACACAAACUCUCAAGAGCUCGCAUCCAAGCUCAUUAGAACGCCCAUCAUAUUGAGUCAUUAAUUAAACACCAGUAAAAACACUUGCUUUCAAGGUUGCAUCAAUAAAAGACUUAAACAGUGCUUGGAAUAUAAUGGUGAUAUUUUAAAAAUGGGCGAGGAAAACGAUCGUGAUUGCGGAAGGAGCGGGCCGAAGAAUUGCUUACUGAAAAUCGUGAUUUUGGGAGAUGGCGGGGUUGGCAAAUCUUGUUUAAUGAGCCGCUUCAUUUCGAACCACUUUGAUGAUCACAGCUUCCAUACUAUUGGUGUGGAGUUCAUGAAUAAGACCAUAGAGGUGAAUGGGAGGCAGUAUACUUUACAAGUAUGGGACACAGCAGGCCAGGAGCGUUUCAAAUCCCUCCGGACUCCGUUCUACCGCGGCUCGGACAUCUGCAUACUAGCUUACUCUGUGGACGACCGGAGUUCCUUCCAAAAUGUCAAGAUGUGGCUGAACGAGUUCCUACACUACGCCGCUGUUAAGAAUGGCGUCGAGAGGUUCCCAUUCAUGGUUGUAGGAAACAAGUCAGACGUGACAUCACGCGAGCGAGAGGUAACAUACGAUCAACUGAAACAGCUGUGCGCAGAGAAUAAAAUAGCAUCGUACAUAGAGACUUCGGCUAAGAGCGAUAACAACGUAGUUGAAGCUUUCACCAUGGCUGUUCAAAGAUGGUUGGAGCUCGAGCAAGUCGCCGAAAAAGAAAUGGGCAUGCUCGAAAACCCAGACUCCAUCACGUUACAUGGCGACCGCGCCGCGUCCAACCUGCGAGCGACAUGCUGCUCUCGAUUCACCGACGCUUGAACGUGAUCCAGUACAUUCUGCGUCGUACUAUAAAGGCUAUAAUCCCUUGCGUGUCCGAAUGCGACGUAGGUAACUUCGGCGAAGUUUAGAACUUUCUUACAAUCACUACACUUUACAAAACAAAGUCACCCGUCGCGUCUGUCUGUAUGUAUGUUCGCGAUAAACUUGAACGGAAUUUCAUGCGGUUUUAUCUAUAUUCAUUUUUGUGGAAGGUUUAGGUGCAUGAACUGUUAAGGUUCCACCCGUGUGAAGUCGCUAGUAUUUCAAUAAUGGUCGCCGAAUAUUGUCUUAUUUCAGGACCAUUCUGUAUGGUUGAGGUUUAUUAUUUUGUUUAGAUUUUAAAUCUUGCUUUGACACUGUUUUUAAUAUAAAGUGUCAAAAAACGUUCUUCUCGCUGGAAGUGUUAAAUAUCUCUUCUAUGUGAAGGCAGUGGCCGUCUCGAAGUGGGCCGUCGCCCGCGGCCUCGCGCGAGGCCCCUUCGGGCACAAUGAAAGAAAACGGCCUCGCAGAUGCGAAUUCGCCCACGGCUAGAUUAGUUCACUCUAUACCACUGUGUGAAGGUAUGAUGACUGUAUGAUAUAUAUAUUGAUUUGAACGUUACAUAGUAAUGUUAUUAAGCUUAAUGUAAUGGGAUUAUCACAUUACAUGGCGACCGCGGCGCGUCCAACCUGCAAGCGAAUUGCGGUUAUAAAGGUAUCCCUUGCAUGAAUUGCCGAAUGCAAAGUGUUAGUUUCGGCGGAGUUAAAAUCUGUCUUACAAUGCUUUAAUUGUGGUCUCCAAUUUGGCCUAUGGUAAGACUAUACUAAAUAUAAAAUAAGGUCAAUAGUGUCAAGACGGCUUAAUCCAUCUGCGGGAAAUUCCGUACACGGCCGUUAUUUUUACAGAUCACAAGAAUUGACAUUACUUAGAAUUUUUAUUAUAAUUUCCUUUAGAAAUUGUAUGAACAAUCUUACUUUUUUGUAAUAUUUUAUUUCCAUGUUGACCAAAAACAAAAAGAUUAGUUAAACUUAGUAUUACGUUUGGAGGAAGUGAUAUGUGAUUGAAUCACUGGUUUCGUCAAACGAAACCGUUUGGUAAAAUCUAUUUAAGUUGGAAUGUAGGCUUAACACAUUUAAUAACUUUGCUCUCGUGUUGCACACAUAAUUUUUCACCUCAGUAGUGAGAACAUAUUAAAGGUUAUCUAUUUGGAAUUACACAGAAUAAUACAGAGAAAAAAAAAGAAGUAUGAAGUGAAAGUUCAUGGCAUUCACUAAAUUAAAAAGCUACUUUGUUUCACUUCCUGGAGUGAGGAAAGUCGCACUUUCUUCAAUCCAGGGAGUGACGAAAGUAGGCUUGUUCGAGCUGCUGAGGUGAAAAUAACUAUUUUCGUUAAUUUAUUAUAGAAUGGUAAUAGAUAAUUCUGACGCUAGGAGGAUAUAACCAAAUGGAGCCGCCUCGUCUGUAAUUUGCUGUACAAAAAAGUCUGCCAAUUUUUGCGGGGGAGGGGAACGUCAAAUGCAUACGUAACGUCAAAAUAGCCAUGUCAAGAUAACCGUCAGUCCAUACAUUGUGUAUGACGAAUGACCAUUGGCCGACUAUUUUCGACAGAGGGGCAUGCCUGUUAAUGGCUACUUCGUUUGGUUAUAAUCUCCUAGUUCUGACGCGUACAAAGAUCAGUGUUUUUAUAUAAGAAAUAUCAAUUAAGUGUGCUAAAUUACUAGAGUCAAACCAAGAUAAAUCUGCAGAGAUUUUGAAAGCACACGCAGUGUAGGUGUUAUUUUAUACGUCAUACUUCUAUGAAAUUAUGACGUAUAAAUAACACUACUAUACUAGCGCAGUAUACUAGGUGUUCGCAGAACUGAUAGAAUCAGAAACACGGAACUGCGCUCCAGAACUCGAAUUGUAGAUGUAGGUGUCCAGACCGCUAAGCUUAAGUGGGACUGGGCUGGGCAUGUCUGCCGCAUGCACCCUGAAAGGUGGGCCAAAAUGGUUACCGAGUGGGACCCACGGAACACCACAGAUGGUGCUGGCCGGGGUGCAGGCAGGCCGAAAAGGAGAUGGCGGGACGACUUAGACGCAUUUUAUCCGGAUUGGCGGGACACUACAAACGACAGGGUCGAGUGGAGGAAACGAGGGGAGGCCUUUGCCCAGCAGUAUGACACUAAAUUAGGCUAGUAAAAAAAAAAAAAAAUAACACUGGCACUGCGUGUGCUGUCUAAAUCUCUGCAGAAUUAUCUUGGUCUAACUCUAUUAAUGUAUAAUAUUGUUUAUUUGAUAAACUAAGUACUCAUAAUGGAUUUUACUGAUAUUGGUGAGAGUGUUAACUCUAUUUAUGUAUACAUAAUUAGUUGGUUUUAUGUGAGUAAUGGAAGUACUGUAAAAGUAACAGGGAAAUCGAUUUUACAUUGUAAAUACAUGUUUACACAUGUAUGUACAGUGGUCUAUUACCAAUAUUAAUAUAUUAGCUUACUUCUGUAAUAUCAUAGAGUAACUUAUACUAGAGCGGUACUGUCAUAGUAAAUUUUGUAACCCUAGUAAAUUCACUGCCAUCUGUCGACACACUUUAAAACUAAAAAUGAAGAUUUAUAAAAAUACGAUAAAAUGUAUUUAAAUAUGGAUAAAUGUUUUUUUUUUUUUAUUUGCAUUAAUUAUUUUUAUGAUUUUGAUCCAUGUUGUUUCACUGAUAUGCGUUAAAAUUGUUAAAUAACAUACGCCCUCUGAACAAGAAUCAAAUUUUCUUGAUUUUCGAGGCACGUUUUUUCCUUAGACUGUAUCCAUCUACUACGGAGUUAUAUCUAUCUUUGGUAAUAUGUAACAUUCUUGAAAAUUAGGAGGCCAGGCAUUUUUACAUGAUGUAAAAACUAAAAUCUAACUGUUUAAAUGUUUAAAAGCUUACGACUGUCUUAAAAGUCUACAAUACGGUUAAUAUUGUUUCAACUAAAUCCAUUUAUAUACUUACUUAUUAUUAUUUUAAAAAUUGCACUUCCUACUUAAAAUAUAAACUUCAAUAUUAUUGAGACCAAAACUAUCACUUAAAUGUAAUUUUAAUUAUAAGAGGCAUUGCAUAUCUAUACACAUUCCCGUUGCCAGGGAGCAACUUUUACUAUGGGACCAACUCCGAAAUCGCGAAAAAAAAAAUUUGGCUGUUACAUACAUUAUGGCUGGUUCAUUUUCUAUGGGAGAGAAAAAUGAUGAGGGGAGGGAAAAUUUAUGAUUUAUGAACCUCUGGCAACGGGUAUGCACUUAUUUUUUAGCC